GUCUUGAUGUGCAGCAACAGCUUAGAGGGGGCUCAGGUUUCCGUGGCGUUGGCUAUAUUUAUCUCUGGUUCCAUGCCAGCGGGAAGGGUUUAAAUGGCACCCAGCAGUUGGCGUGAGGGGCUGCAGGAGCUUGGGGGCCAGUGGCAGGAACGAGCCUCUUCCGACCCCAUGGAGCUGUAUGAGACACCCCCCUACUUCUACCAGGAGCCCCACUUCUACGACGGGGAAAACUACCUGCCCGUCCACCUCCAGGGCUUCGAGCCGCCGGGCUACGAGCGGACUGAGCUAUCCGUGUCCGUGGACCGGCGGCGGGCGGCCACGCUGAGGGAGAAACGCCGGCUCAAGAAGGUGAACGAGGCCUUCGAGGCCCUGAAGCGGAGCACCCUGCUGAACCCCAACCAGCGGCUGCCCAAGGUGGAGAUCCUGCGGAGCGCCAUCCAGUACAUCGAGCGCCUGCAGGCCCUGCUCAGCUCCCUCCGCCAGGAGGAGCGCGGGCUGCGCUGCCCACGGGGCGGCCCCCCGGCGGGGGUACCCAGUGAAUGCAGCUCCCACAGCGCCUCCUGCAGUCCAGAGUGGGGCAGCGCCCUGGAGUUCGGCCCCAACCCAGGGGACCAUCUGCUCCCAGCGGACCCUGCCGACGCCCACAACCUGCACUCGCUCACCUCCAUCGUGGACAGCAUCACCAUGGAGGACGUCUCUGUGGCCUUCCCGGAUGAAACCCUGCCCAACUGAGGUGGUCUGCGGCCGGCGGCCAGGGGCCCACAGGCUGGCCACAGAUGCCGCCACUGGGGCACGGAGGCCACCGAAGCCAGCCUGCCCCCCUCCUCGCCUGUCGAAGGUUAAGCCACCAUCCAGAGAGGGAGUGGGCGCUCUCUCUUGGCUGACUGCUCAGAGCUCCCAGGGCCAUCCGGGUCCAGGGAGACAGAGCAGGGGACCAGAGCGCCCGCGGGUGCCCCGCUCAGGGGCAAACUCAGGAGCUUCCCUUCGAGUAUAACUCAGCCUUCCGCUCCACCCCUCCCCCCAAAUCCAGUCUGAGCGACAGAGUGUCCUGACCCGGACACACGGUGCACCUCCGUCUGCUCUUCCUGAGGCAGCGGCUGGGCUGGGCCUGCCCUGACUCGGGAGCAGGGAGAGGUGCCCUGUCCCCCAGUCCCCAGGGCCCAAGCUUCUGCCGUGAACACUGGGAACCCCCAGGUUUUAUGUUGUUUGUUUUGUGUGUUGUUUGUGAAGCUGCCAUCUGACCAAGGUGUCCUGUGCAAAGUUGCCAGGUACGGGAUGGGGGGCGGGGCUCUUGGGGUGACUUCCUUUGAUAACUAAGCAUUGUGUGGUUUUGCUAUUGUUUUGUAAUUUUUUUUGCUAACUUAUUUGGAUUUCCUUUUUUAAAAAAUGAAUAAACACUGGUUGCUAGAUGUCCGUGAUGAUGUAGACAGAGGGGUGCCUGCCGCUCCUGCGCCCCUCAGUCCAGACACGCCCAGGAUCGGGCAUGAGCUCCCAUUGCUGGUGGUCACC
Molecule: messenger RNA, 1509 nt
Organism: Myotis brandtii (Brandt's bat)
Lineage: Eukaryota; Metazoa; Chordata; Mammalia; Chiroptera; Vespertilionidae
Gene: MYOG
Product: myogenin (myogenic factor 4)
Biological process (GO): positive regulation of transcription by RNA polymerase II; positive regulation of myoblast differentiation; muscle organ development
Molecular function (GO): DNA-binding transcription factor activity, RNA polymerase II-specific; RNA polymerase II cis-regulatory region sequence-specific DNA binding; protein dimerization activity
Source: RefSeq, a predicted model, not a curated record